Amyelois transitella is the source of this 3316-nucleotide messenger RNA. It is a transcript of the gene AlaRS-m, whose product is annotated as alanine--tRNA ligase, mitochondrial. Gene Ontology annotation, biological process: tRNA modification; alanyl-tRNA aminoacylation. Bases 218 to 3217 code for a protein of 999 amino acids. Gene Ontology annotation, molecular function: nucleic acid binding; ATP binding; alanine-tRNA ligase activity. Gene Ontology annotation, cellular component: cytoplasm; mitochondrion. The transcript has 14 exons. The record is from RefSeq and is a predicted model, not a curated record. NCBI's taxonomy places the organism in Eukaryota, Metazoa, Arthropoda, Insecta, Lepidoptera, Pyralidae.
UUGUUAUGACAUUGACUUUUGUGAUGAUACUGAUAUAUCGACUUUGUCAAGUUUGUCAAUUUUGUGAAAACUUGCAAAAAAACUUGUUUACUGAUAAUUGGCAAAUCAGAAUUUAUUUAUUACCCAGUGAAUGUCCUUUCGUAUUUAUUUAUGCUGGUAUCUUACCGUCAGAUCACUUUUUUAAGUGUAAAAUCAAAAGAUUUCCCUUUAACCUACGAUGUUUCGGUUACCGGUUAGGACUCUGUUACUUCAUCACAGCAAACAUAUUCGGACGAAAACCUCGAGUAGUGCUAUUCGGAGUACAUUUAUCGACUAUUUUGUGAAACAGCACGGUCACAAGCAUGUUAAAUCUAGUCCUGUGGUCCCACUUUGUGAUCCAACUGUGCCCUUUGUAAAUGCGGGUAUGAACCAGUUCAAAGGAGUAUUCCUAGGUAAUGUAGACCCACCCUAUCCUCGUGUGGUGAAUUCUCAGAAGUGUGUGCGAGUGGGAGGCAAGCACAAUGACUUGGAUGUGGUGGGGUUGGACGGACAUCAUCACACCUUCUUUGAGAUGCUUGGCAAUUGGUCUUUUGGAGAUUAUUACAAGAAAGAGGCAUGUCAAAUGGCAUGGGACCUCCUCCUAGGCCCGUACAGAUUGAAACCUGAAAACUUAGUAGUGACCUACUUUGCCGGAGACGUUGUUAUUGGACUCACUGAAGACAGGGAAUGCAGGGAUGUGUGGAAGCAAAUUGGUGUACCAGCAAGCAGAGUGAUCGCUAAGAAUGCUGAAGAUAAUUUCUGGGAGAUGGGCCCCACGGGUCCGUGCGGACCGUGUACUGAAAUACACUAUGUCAAUGCUGAUGGCUCGCUCACUGAGAUAUGGAAUAUUGUUUUUAUACAGUGUAAUAGACAAGCAGACGGUCAAGUCCGAGGUCUCCGUCGACAGCAUGUGGACACCGGUAUGGGGCUGGAGCGAGUGACCGCUCUACUACAAGGCGUGCCUUCUAACUACGACACUGACUUGUUCCGGCCGCUCAUUAGGUGUAUAGAGAAGAACAGCAAAGGGAUACCUCAGUACUCUGGUAAAUACGGGUCGGAAGCCACCUUGGACUCGGCGUACCGCCGCGUGGCGGACCACGCGCGGAUGAUCAGUGUCUGUUUGUCUGACGGCGCGUUCCCCGCUUCCAGCUUAAAUCUCAAGCAAAUAAUGAGAAAAUCUUUCAAAAUAUCAACAGAUGUAUUUCAAAACACUCGCCUACUCUACCAUCUUUACGACGAAGUUGCCUCAACCCUGGGCGAGGCUUACCCAGAACUCAUUACGAAGCAAAAAGAUGCCAAACUGGUUAUAGAACAUGAAGAGAACGCGUAUAAGAAGAUGAGGGCUAGUUUGGAGAAGAAGUGGAAGGAUUUAGCGAAACAGUUCCCGGAGAUUGAAGAAUUAAGAGAUGUCGAAAUGAACGGUUUCCAUUUGGGUUAUAAGGAGUUUAAGGAGACAAUUAACAAACACAAAUCCACUGUAAUACCAGGGGAAUUAGUAUUUAAACUGUAUGACACAUAUGGCUUUCAAGAAGACCUCAUUGAAAGAAUUGCCAGGCUAAACAAUUUAGACAUAGACAAAAAAGGCUUCUGGAAACUACUAGCAGACCACAAAUCUAGACACAAAACAGCAUUUAAAGAGCAGAGUUCAAACAAAGGCAUCUUAUUUGAUAGUGCUAUAAAAGAAAUCAUCAAAAGUGGUAUAAAAUCUACAAACGAUCAACCUAAAUAUAAUUACGAAUUCAUAGAUAAGAAAGUUGUAUAUAAACCCUUAAAGACGAAUUUGUUAGCCAUUUUGAAUGAAGACUGCGAAUGGAUAGACUACUCUGAGCCUAGCGAAAAUAAGCCUUAUUAUUUAGUAACUAAAGACACAAAUUUCUACUGCGAAGAAGGCGGGCAGAUGGCUGAUAGUGGUAUCAUACGUAUAAAUGAAGAUAUUCAUUUGAAUGUUGAAACAGUUUUCAAAAUUCGUGACUUUGUUUUUCAUAAAGGUUAUUUUAAAGUUAACAAAAGUGGUGAGAAUUUAUAUGUGAAUAAUAAAAGUGAAGUGACAAUGGAAAUAGAUAGUGAGAAACGCUUGAGAGUGAUGAGAAACCAUACGGCGGUACAUUUAUUGAAUGCGGCUUUAAGGAAAGUGCUGCCAAAUAGUGUUGUAGCUCAGAUCGGCUCUAGUGUUACAGAUAAAGGAUUCUCUUUAAAUUUGACGGUUUAUGGCGAAAAGUUGUCACAGGAAUUGAUAUUAAAAGCGCAAGAUCUUAUUAGACAGUCAAUACAAGCCGACGUGCCGUUGGAGACCCGUGUGAUAGACAGCUUGCAGUUAUCACAGGAGUCGGCGCUGACGGUCCCCGGGGAAACAUACCCCGAGACCGGACUCAGAAUGGUCACGAUCAAUGAACCACUUGUGUCCAAGGAGCUAUGUUGCGGCACCCACGCGCCGUCUACCGGCUUCCUCGGAGACUUCUGCGUAACGCUGAUCAAGGGAGCCGCGAGUCAUUCGCCGGUGAUACACGCGCUCACUGGCGACUCCGCCACGAAGGCUCGUGAACUCUUCACUCACGCUGAGAAUCUCAGCCGAGCCGUCGAGCUACUCGAUCCUGUUGUUAGAAAAGAAGAGGUUUCCUCGCUGAAGAAGCAGCUUCAAGAGUUAUGCGGCUCGAGUGGCGCCCCCUACGGAGACUAUGCGAAAUGUUUGACGUUACUAGACGGACUUAUGAAGAAAACUGUCCAUACAGACGAAAUGGCACUGCAGGCUAUUGCCAAUGCUGAAUUACGCGAAGUUUUCGAGAACGCAUCAACCGAAGGGCGCCGUUUCGUGGUGCACUUCACUCGGUGUUCCUACCUCAUGCAAGGGCCGGCGCUGGCCAAGGCUCUGUCUAUCCCGUCCGCCCCCGCGCCCGCCUUGCUGCUGGGGUGUGCUGGGGGAGUUAUUGUGGCUGCUGCCAGGGUGCCCAAGGACAUGGUGACGUCAUCGUUCACAGCGGAGAACUGGCUGCGCUGCGUGCUGCCCGUGUUCAACGCGAGCGCAGCGCCGUCCGCGCAGUCGCCGCUCGAGUACGCAGAGAUGACCGGCACCAAGGUGAGCCUGAUCAACUGCGAGCAACUAGUUCAAGACGCGAUGCGCGCCGCCAUUAAGUUCGCUCAGGCGAACACCACGCAUAUAGACGGGAGAACUCCAGAAACCAAGAAACUACAACGAAACUAAUAAUUGUUAUAAAGGUUCCAGGGACCUUAAUCUUUCAAUGUGAAAAAACUACGUUCGAACUAUCUCUUGGUUAUUAUAGCGUAUGAAAAUUAUCUAUCU